UCUCUCUCUCUCUCAAAACUGUACACACAAACUCACCUGAGGCCAGUCUGUCCCUCGUACACCUCUUGAACGGACAGGUCUGGGUUGGUCCGUUCCACGGACACUUAAAAUACAUUACGGUGACAGGACCAAAUCAGCACCACAGAAGAAGAACUUCAAGGUGUAGCCACUCUAGCUCGUUGCGCCUGGUUAACACAGCCGUUCAGAUCCCGAAAGGCCAACGGAUCUCCCGCCUGGAUAGUUUCGGAAAUCCCCCGAACGGGACACUGUGUAUCUUCCACUCAAGGCUCUCUCCGUCUCCAGCCCGACUCCUCCUCCUUCAUCAUGACCUCCACACACACAUGCUCCCUUAUUCCCCCCCUGGUGUUCUUCUCCUUCCUGUGGUCCUCAGCGCUCUGCUUCCAGCCUCUCUUCUCUUUGGUGGGAGAUUCCUCCACUCACCUGGAGAUCACACAGAGGGCGUUGCUCUACAAGUCAGCCGAGGUGUGUCGGGCGUUGGCCUCCGCAGAGGGCCGAGACUUCAGCCUGACGAUAGACGACAGCUUGACGAGCUCCGAGGUGCAGCGGGCGUGCUCCACGAGCGGAUCCACGCUCCUCUCGACCGUCAUGUUCCAGACGGCCAUCACCAACAUAUACCUGAGCAAUGCCGCAAUAGACGUGGCGCUGGCGCUGGACGAAAGGGUCCACUUCGACGACGAGGAGUUCCAGGGAGGACGUGAUGUCAUAACAGCAGGCGUGUCUGCAGUGAAGGCCAGCGUGAAGCUGGAGAACUUUGUGGCUGGAAGGCUCAACCUGGGAUUCGUCUGUCACACACUACAGGACUUCUACAGCCACAGUAACUGGGUAGAGCUGGGGAACAAAGCCCCGUACAGCACCCUCAUCAGGCCCGACCAACAGCUGGAAAACCUGGCAGGCUCGAGCGUCCCAACCUGUCGGAACUGCAUCGAUGGGGACUGCACCGACAACAUCCUGCCAGAUGUUCUGCAACAGGGACUCCUCACAUCUGGCUACUUCAACCUGUUCUCCUCAGCCAAGCCAGCAGGUAAGUGCAGCCAUGGUGGGGCGUUCGACAAGACCAGCCUGCGGGACCCGGUGGGCGGGAUCAGCAAGGAUGACCCCGGAUCCCCCCACGGGGCCCUGCACCACCAGGCCGCCGCCCUGGCCGUCAACGCCACCGUAGAGCUGCUGGAGGACAUCCGAUUGGCGGUGGGGGACAAGAACUUCCUGCGGUUGAUGGGCCUCUCCCAGUCUUCUGUGCUGUGCUUCGUCAUCGACACCACGGGCAGCAUGAGGGAUGACAUCGCCGAGGCCAAGCGGGUGUCCUUCUCCAUCAUAGACAGCAAGAGAGGAACACAGGAGGAGCCCUCAGCCUACAUCCUGGUCCCCUUCAACGAUCCAGGUUUUGGCCCGUUGCUCAUCACAACAGAUGCAGAUGUGUUCAAAGCAAACAUCAACCGGCUGACAGCAUCUGGAGGAGGAGAUAUACCAGAACUCUGCCUUUCCGGACUGCAGCUGGCCCUGGCGGCAGCUCCUCCCUCCUCUGAGAUCUUCGUCUUCACUGACGCUCCUGCAAAAGACGCACACCUAAAAGGUGCCAUCACUGCCCUCAUAGAGAGCUCCAAGUCUGUGGUGACCUUCAUGUUGACAGAUGUAACGGCCAGUCGACGGCGCCGCCGUGAGGCUCAGGGAGGGACUCAGCGGGUCAUGAGUCAAUUAGAUGCCCAGCUGUACCGGGAGCUGGCUCAGGCCUCUGGAGGACAGGCCAUAGAGGUCACCAAGUCAGACCUGACCCUGGCCACUAGCGUCAUAGAAGACUCUUCAGCUCCCGCUGUGGUCACGCUGAUCCAGGCUAUAAGGAAGCCAGGGAAGCCAGACACCUUCAGCUUCCAGGUGGACGGAUCCAUGAGAAACCUGACUGCCUAUAUCACAGGAGCUGCUUCCCUCACCUUUAACCUCACAAGCUCCUCAGGUACCUCCCAGGGCUCCAGCCAGCCCAGCGGCCCAUUGGGAACCUUCUCCACCGUGGGCAACCUGAGACGCUUCAGCCUCCACACUGACAAUCAGACGGGAUUAUGGGAGAUAGCGGUUCAUUCCAAUGAUCCCUACUCGCUCAAAGUCACUGGUCAGAGUUCAGUGAACUUCAUCUUUAACCUGAUGGAGGAGCAUGAGGGAGGCCACAGGGGCUACAGUCUGAAGGAGGGCCGCCCGCUCACAGGAGGCAAUGCUAGCCUACUAGUGACAGUGACAGGAAGUGACGCCGCAAAGCUCACUGAGGUCACUCUGGUCGAAGGCUCAGGGUCACGCCAGGUCAAUGGAUCAAUUCGGGCGCUGGGCAACAGUAACUACCUGGUCACCUUCCCCAACGUGCCAGAGGGGGAGUUCUCGGUGCGUCUGAGGGGUGAAGAGAGUGCCAGCACCACCUCAAGAUCCACGUCAGCCCCCGGCACCUUCCAACGCCAGGCCAACACCCAGAUCAAGACUUCCAGCAUCUCCGUCUCUGUCCAAGCCAACGCCACCUCAGUAGAACCGGGCUCCACCAUCUCAGUCCCCUUCACCGUCUCCUCCACCGCCGACGGGGUGGUCAACGCCAGCGCCACCGGCACGUACUCUGUGCGCGUCAGCAACGACCAAGGUUACACCAGCACGGCGCCUGCCACCGUAACCCUGGGCGACGGGGGGACAGCCAACGGCACGGUGGAGCUGACGGUGCCAGGGGCCGCGGCGAGCGGGAGCGCCGUGACGCUGACUGUGGAAGCAGCUAAGGACGCCGACGUCAACUACGCUGUGCUGAGGCUCGCAUUGGCUGCCAAGGUGACGGAUGUCUCGGGGCCAGUGUGUCAGAUGAUCUCCAUAUCAGACGCAUGUCCCUCCAGCUCCGCCCUCUGUAGCUCCGCCCAGUGGCAGUUCUCCGCCCAGUUGACAGAUGGGGCAAACGGUACCGGCAUUGACUCGGUCUCCGUCCGCCAGGGGAACGGGACGCUAAACACCAGCAAGCAGGUGGGAGCGGCCGGAGAGAACGUCACCAUGGUUACCUUCAGUGCCUCCUGCUGUGCGCAAACAGUAGAGCUGGUAGCUGUGGACCAGGCGGGGAACGUGGGCACUUGCAGGGGACAAGCGAAAAUCGAACAGCCCACCACGCUGGCGCCGCCGCCGGGCAUCACUACUGCCAGUGCAGUUCAAACAACGUCCACCGGGUGGCGCCCUCUGACUAUGUCUUCGUUUCUGUGGAUUGGUGUCGCCGUCUCCCUCCUCUCGCUUUGAAUUGGGUUAAACGGUUACAUUUUUGGGGCUGUAGGCCUACUGGAUUUUAUCUAAAGAAAAUACUAUUAAGUUUGAUCACCCCUUCACUUAACAUAGUCUUCUGUCCCCUGCUAUGUGCCAUUUAUGGCACAUGCUAUGUGCCUCUACUUUUUCUAUUAAUCCUAAUAUGUCCUCUUUCCUCCUCACCCCUCCUUCCAUGGACCUCCCCUUUACUCUGUCAUCUCCUCCCUGGUUAUCGUGGACAACCACCUUAUAAUAGUCCCAUUAUAAUGUAACCAAUCAGAGACAGCCUAAUUAAAAUCAGUUACAUAUUAUAACCAUUCAGAGACACCUAAAUUAUAAUAGUUUCAAAAUAUAACUAAUCAGAGUCAAUGAAGUUAUAAUAGUCGUUUUAUAAUCUCACCGAU
Messenger RNA from Gadus macrocephalus (Pacific cod), 3668 nucleotides. RefSeq names its product von Willebrand factor A domain containing 10, tandem duplicate 2 (gene vwa10.2). The transcript is spliced from 18 exons. Bases 325 to 3261 code for a protein of 978 amino acids. Lineage: Eukaryota; Metazoa; Chordata; Actinopteri; Gadiformes; Gadidae. The record is from RefSeq and is a predicted model, not a curated record.